UUGCUGCUAUAACUGAUGCCGCAGUUAUAUUUCCAGCAACUAAGGAGACAUGGUGAUAUCCUAAAGCGAACUGUUGGAGGUUAUCUUGUUGUUCAAGGCAGAGCUGAUGACACCAUGAAUCUUGGAGGUAUAAAGACAAGUUCAAUAGAAAUUGAGCGUGUUUGUGAUCGUGCUGAUGUCAGUGUCCUGGAAACUGCUGCAGUCAGUGCUGCACCACCAAAUGGUGGUCCAGAACAGUUAGCUAUAUUUGUGGUUCUCACAGAGGGGAUAACUGUUUCACCAGACACUCUGAAGAAAAGAUUCUCAAGAGCCAUUCAAAGCAAUCUUAAUCCUUUAUUCAAGGUGAGCUCCGUGAAGAUAGUCCCGAUGUUCCCUCGAACAGCUUCAAAUAAGUUGUUGAGGAGAGUUCUAAGAGACCAGUGGAAGCAAGAUCUUCAGAUACAGAGUAAAAUUUAGCUAAAAUCACAAGUCUGGUAUGUCUGUAAUAUGCUUAUAUAGUUAUAUACAUAUAAGCAAAAGUGGAAGGGUAAGCAAGAAGAUAUGAUGUUGACAUUAUUUUGUGCAUGUAGUAGUAUUAGUGAUAUUUAAAUCUCAGUUGGAAUUUUCUUGUGUUACUUGUUAGUCCUGUGAAUUUUCUUGUGUUACUUGUCAUUUUAACUACAGUGGUAUGCGAUUUAUCUCA
Nicotiana tabacum (common tobacco) is the source of this 682-nucleotide messenger RNA. The record is from RefSeq and is a predicted model, not a curated record. NCBI's taxonomy places the organism in Eukaryota, Viridiplantae, Streptophyta, Magnoliopsida, Solanales, Solanaceae.